Molecule: messenger RNA, 717 nt
Organism: Lobosporangium transversale
Lineage: Eukaryota; Fungi; Mortierellomycota; Mortierellomycetes; Mortierellales; Mortierellaceae
Exons: 1
Coding region: 1-717 (238 amino acids)
Source: RefSeq, a predicted model, not a curated record
AUGUCAAUGGCAAUGUCUGUGGCAGGCCCAGAUACACGUCGCCGCUCAUCUCUCCCACAACUAAACCCGAGCAACUCAGCCUCGAGCCCAAUGGCCAUUGGGUAUCACCUUUCAGACGAGGAACGUGCCAUGUUUAUUGUUGCCUCGUCCAAACGACGACCAUCUGCGCAUUCUUUUUUUCAAUCUGGAUCGUCCGCCCCACUCUCAGCAUCUUAUACUUCGCCCCUAGCUUCAUCGUCUGGAGGACUUGGGCCACAAGGCCAUAUUUACAACCAUGUUUGUCGAUAUGGCAAUCCACAUGUCGCUGCAAUAUCCCCGAUCUUGACUCCCUUUCAAUGGUCAAGCAAUCCACGACAAUAUAUCAUGACUGAUAUCGGACCCCAGCCUCCUAACAGUCAAGCGCCUACUCUCCGAAGUCAAUCACACCCAGCACGCCAUCGACCUUGUCCAAAGAUCGGUUCCUCGUGCCUACUUGCAGCUGGAGGGUGUGGGGAGCAUGACGGGACAUUGUCAUGCCCACCAUCAUCCUAUUCAAAAAAAGCAAUGACAAGUCCACAGACAGCAAGCAUGACCAUGCAUGAUAGUUGUGGCACUCACAUGAGGUGCUCAACUGCCACGAAUCUUUGCACAAUUCCGCAAGACGAAGUAUUGCCAGCUAUGGGAGUUCCUCUGGAGCCACGAUUCGCACAUGAUGAGUGGGAUGAUGAAGAUGAAUAA